Messenger RNA from Cinclus cinclus, 1314 nucleotides. RefSeq names its product myeloid-associated differentiation marker homolog. The transcript has 2 exons. The record is from RefSeq and is a predicted model, not a curated record. Gene Ontology annotation, cellular component: membrane. The coding region runs from base 445 to 1314 and encodes 289 amino acids. NCBI's taxonomy places the organism in Eukaryota, Metazoa, Chordata, Aves, Passeriformes, Cinclidae.
CCCGCCCGGUGGAGGGACCCGAACCCGGACCGGGGGGACCCGAACCUUGAGCGGAAACACCCGAACUGCCUGAGGGGACCCGAACCUCCCGGCGGGAGCCGAACCGGGAGGAGCCGAACCUGUCCGGAGAGACCCGAACCGUCCCGAACACCCGAACCGGGAGCGUCCCGCGCGAAGGUUCCCCAGACCGCCCGGGCGGGAACCGAACGUGAAACCGAAGCGCUCCGGAGGGACCCGAAUCUACCCGAGGGGACUCGGACCCGCCUGAGGGAAACCGAACCGGGAGGAGCGGAACCGCUCCGGAGAGACCCGAACCGGGAGCGUCCCGCGCGAAGGGACCCGAGCCCACCCGGAGGGGACCCGAACCGGGACCGUCCCGAAUCGGGAGCCGAACCCAACCCAAAAAGUCCCAAACUCCUCCGGAACAACCCGAACCCACUCGGGAUGCCCCCUCCGUGCCGCCCCCCGUCCCCUCUCCGCUGCGUCCAGGCCCUCAGCGCCCUCCUGGCCCUGGCGCUGGCGGCGGCCCCUGGCUACUGGAACCCGGGCGAGGGCGACGGCUGCUUGUCCGCUUGGGCUUUGUCCUUCGUCUUCACCCUCCUCCUCCUCCUCAACGACGCCUUCCGCCGCCCGCCGCCCCGCCGCGACCUCCCGCUGGCCCUGGCCACCGCCGCCGCCAUGGCUUGUGCCGCCGCCACCGUCUUGUGGCCCCUGGGUCACCUGCGAGGACACGAGGGAGGCCAGGGUCGCCCCCGCGCCCUCCGCGCCGCCGCCACGGCCGCCUCGGCCGUCGCCGUGCUGGCCUACGCCGCCGAGGUGACCCGCGACCGGGCGCGACCCGGCGAGGCCGCCCCGUACCUGGCCACCCCCUCGGGGCUGCUCAAGGUGGCCGAAGCCUUCCUGGCCCUCCUCCUCCUCGGGCUGUCGGCCGAGCUGGGCGCGGCGUCCGGACCGGCGGCCUUGCGCUGGUGUCUGGGCAUCUACUGCGUGUCCUUCGUUCUGGGGGUGCUGCUGGUCGGGGGGUGCCUGCUGGGCUGGGGGUGGUGCGGGUGGAUGCGGGACCCCGAGGGGCUGCGCUGGGGGCUGGGGGUCUACGCGGGGCUGGGGGUGGUGGCCUACGGGGCGGCCACGGUGCUGUGGGCCCUGUACAGCUUCUCUGACGACAUGGGGGGUCAGUCACGGAGACCCUACGGCUGCCCCGCGACGUGCCCCUGGGACAGGAAGGUGCUGGUGGCCGUGCUCAGCGGCCUCAAUCUGGUGGCGUUCGGGGUGGAUUUGGGGCAGACGGGCAGGUUGGUGCUGUUGAGGGCCUGA